AUUUCUUUUUUUUUUUGUCUCAUUCUGUUGUUUUUCUAAGAUUUGAAACAAGGGUUUUAGAUCCAGGAGUAAAAACUCAGACUUUGCUCAUCCCAAUGACGCACUAGAACACACAGUAUUCUCAAAAAUCCAGCUUUAUCUGUGGUUUGUGAAAUUUAGCUGGUAUGGAAAUAAACUCUAAACAAUAUUUCCUCAAAAAAAGACCAGAGCAGAUUUGUUUAUCCUUCUGCCGUUGCAUAAAUAUCAUUUAAACAUUUACGGUUCUGGAAGAAUUUCAGUGCCCAACAUCAAAGCAUAUUAAAAUCCUUGGAGAUCUCACACGAGCUGCAGCGCCAUGGCCUGUCCAUGCAUCACACAUGAAAGUUUAAACAUCUUAAGAGAGCUUGUCCCAGCCUGGGAGAAGCUGUGCAGAGUUUUCAGUCUGCUGUACGCUCAAAUGCUCCUGCAGUCCGGACUGAGCAGAGCCACUCGACAACACAAGGUCAGGUGACUUUAUGCUGCCUCUUUGUAACAGAUGUUUGUUCUUAUAAGUGUUAGUGAUACCACUGAUCAUUUUUUGUCUAGAAUCUCCUUUUAAAACAUGCUAUCAGUCUCUGCCAUUAUUUCAGUAGAAAUGACUGCUUUACCGGCUUGUAUUCUGUAUUUUAUUUAGACAUGGUGCAUACUUGACAUUCAACAUGAAACCUGUGUUCUGGUCUGCAGGUGCUCUAAACAGGAAGGAGUCUGACAGCAGCAGGUGCUUCAUCAUGGUAUACGGCACAGUCGUUCACCAAGCUGAUGAUUGCUUCAUUAACAUCAAUGUUGGAGGAUUCAGGCAGCGCAUGGCUCACUCUGUCCUGAGGAGAAUGCCACAGACCCGCCUCGCCCGCCUCCUGCGCUGCACCUCCAGAGCAGCCAUUUUGGAGCUCUGUGACGACUUCAGCUCCUCUGAAAACGAGUUCUAUUUUGACCGCAGCCCAAUUUUUUUCUGCUCCCUCCAUAACUUCUACCUCACAGGGAAGCUCCACCUGGUUGACGGGUUGUGCGUGGUCUCAUUUUUCCAGGAGCUCGAGUACUGGGGAAUCAAGGAGCACCACCUGGAAUUGUGUUGCAGCAACAGAUUUCAGGAGCUGAUGCAGAAGAUAUGUUUGGAUCAGAGGGAUGAUGAUCAGCACCGCCAAAGCUCAGGCUCCUCAGCGGAGAAUCUUUCAGCUUUAGAGGACGAACUGGAAGAGUUUGAAGGAUCCUGGUGUGCAAAUGUUCGCAGGAAUAUCUGGAUUCGACUUGAGAAUCCCAGUUACUCCACCUCAGCCAAAGUGUUGGCUGUGUUGUCUAUGAGUGCAGUGGUUGUUUCCAUCGUUUCCAUGUGCUUGAACAGCAUGCCAGACUUUCAUCAGGGGGACUCUGAUGAAAAGCGCAUAGAAAACCCACUGCUAGUCCUGCUGGAAAACAUCUGCAUCCUUCUGUUCUCGGCAGAGUUUAUUCUUCGUUUGGUUGUUGCUCCUUCAGCCAAGAAGUUCUUGAGCAGCGCUUUGAACAUCAUUGACUUUUUGUCCAUCCUCCCUUUCUAUGUGACUUUAAUCUGUGAUAACACAAAGAAAGACGGGAGUAAAGAGCUGGAGAAUGUUGGCAAAGUGGUGCAAAUCUUGAGGCUGACCCGAGUGUUUCGUGUUUUGAAGUUGGCCCGUCACUCAGCUGGACUCCGCUCUCUCGGCUCCACACUGAGGCACAGCUCCAGGGAGAUGGGACAGCUGCUGCUCUUCUUAUCUUUGGGGGUUUCUCUCUUUUCUGCUCUUAUAUACUUCGUAGAGAGAGAGUCCAAAGAGUCACAGCUGCAGACCAUCCCUGUCGGCUGGUGGUGGGCCACAAUCAGCAUGACCACUGUGGGCUACGGUGACACAAUCCCAGUUACAGUAGCUGGGAGGCUGAUAGGAACCCUGUGCAUCGUCUGUGGGCUGCUUAUUGUUGCUCUUCCUAUUACUAACAUCUUCAACAAGUUUUCCAAGCUUCAUCAGAGGCAGAGACGAUAUAGUUUGAGGUAGAACACCUUGAAUAAAUGAAUUCACAUAAAUAUUUAUUAGAAUUUUAGAGCAUUCGUUCACACAAUUCUUUCCCAACUUCACUGUUGGAGCGAGUGUACUGAUCUGUAUCCAAAUCUGUUUCAGUGGCAGCUGAGAGCAUUUAGUGCAGCUGUCAGUACUUAGUCUGAGGUUUCAGCACAGAUAAAUAUUUAAAUCAGCACUCAGAGACAUCUAGUUCACCCUCCUGUGACACGUCUUCACACUUUAAAUCACACGGUGCCUCACUUUGAUUUUAUUUCACUGCUUUUCUGCAUGAAAGUCACCGUCAGCAGGACAGCAGCCAUCUCAGAAUCGAGAAGGUCCUAACACAGACGUUCUGCCUGUACAAAAACUGAUUAAUCCCUUCUUGCUGAAGAAUACAUGCAGGGCAAAUAAAAGCAGCAGAGCACAUCCACCAGUAGAGAUGUAUGUAAAAAUAGCUAUAACAGGAUCAAGUUUGCAAAAUUGCAAUUUUAUUGCUGAUUAAACCAGUUGAAGAUGUAAAAGGAAUGGCAUCCUCAAAGAUACUGCCUUCCUUUUCACAGAUGAUACUCCGCUUUCCUCCAGAGUCUAAGCCACUUAUGGUAGGAUUUUCUUUCAUGACAAAUAAACAAAUGCAAAUAUAUGUAAUUAUUCAGUUAUGUGUGAUGUGACCAACGCUCAAUCUAAAAAGAUGUUUUUGCCCUACUUACGUAUUUAGAGCCAUAAAACCUAUGUACUGUGUAAAUUGUGUUUUAGACUUAAAUUAAAGAGCUACAAAUUUAUAUCUAAUCUUAGGUUUUAGAACAAACAAAAAUACUUUAAAACCACCUUAUAAUGGAGUAGGUAGUGUGUGCAUUUCAGGAUAGUUCAAUGGAAGUUUUUGACGGUUUUCUGUCCGUUUUUAGAACGCAAAGUCUCUGGAAAGGAAUCUGUAAGUUGUUGGAAAGAACCAAGUAAGUCCAGGAAAUAUUGUGAAGGUACAAGUGGUACAGUCAAAUUCAAGAAUCCACUUUUAAACUUUGAUUUGACUACCUGACCCAACAGGACCACGCCUAAAAACUCAACUUUUUAAAUUCCAUCAGAGUCGGGAUACCUUAAUUCUCGUGGUUAAUCUGGGUUUCUGUUUACAAAGUAUAUUAAAUCCCAGCUAACGUCAUGAAACUCUGUCUGAAACAACCUUAAUAGUCUCACUAAUGUCACACCAAGCUCUCUUCAUUUCUGUAUAAUAGAAAAUUUCUUUUGUGUUGCAGGUGAAAGAUUUUCUGAUUCAUAGUGAAAACAAACAUUAUAAGCGUGCAUGUCUGAGCAAUGAUGCAGCGCAGUGAUCCUGUAGUUCAGGUUAUUAAAGCCAAGCCUUCUUCUUUGUGUUGUAAUUCCACAACAGUUCCACUUGAGGGCAGCAAACGCUAAGAUGUUUACCAUUGCACACAGAAGAAGCCACAGCCUUUUUACUAAAAUUCUUAUUAGCAGGAAACGGAAACAAAAAACAAAGCUGAACCCUUUUGACAAAAGUCUUGUAUGGAAAAUGAUCCUGCUCACUCAUGGGUGGUUAAUUUUUAUCCAAACGUUUAGUAUGAAUAAUCAGAAAUAGAAAGUUAGAAAGAAUCCAUUAUCAGAAGAACAAGUCGUGGCUAUUUUGUCUGAAAAUUCAAACUUACAUUCCCUUGUAAAAUUUAAAAUAUGCUUAUUUGUCAUCAUUGAAUUUAUAAAAAUACAAAAACUCAUCUUUAUGCCAGAAAUAUCAUGAUAAAAUGAUAUUGUGGCUAUUUUACUAAAAGUACAAACUUAAAUUCAAUUCUAAAAUUUAAAAUGUGUGUCAUCAGUGAAUUUAUGAAAAAUACAAAAACUGAUCUUUUCAGCCUUUAUUGGCGUCCAAGGUCUUGAACUUCUAGUAAUACAUUCCACGCAUAAUAAACUUUUAGGCAGAAUUAGUUCUGCUGGUUAACGUUUGUCGGCCCUGAAAAAAACUGUGAUCAACUUGAAAACAGUGACUGAACUUUUUCUGAUGCGCCUUUCAUGUUUUUCUCCAAAACAGACUAUGUUUAGUUGUGUCUGGUUGAACUAGAUUUUCCACAGUUUAA
Poecilia reticulata (guppy) is the source of this 4102-nucleotide messenger RNA. Its product is annotated as delayed-rectifier potassium channel regulatory subunit KCNS3-like. NCBI's taxonomy places the organism in Eukaryota, Metazoa, Chordata, Actinopteri, Cyprinodontiformes, Poeciliidae. Gene Ontology annotation, molecular function: protein binding; voltage-gated potassium channel activity. Gene Ontology annotation, cellular component: membrane; voltage-gated potassium channel complex. The record is from RefSeq and is a predicted model, not a curated record. Gene Ontology annotation, biological process: protein homooligomerization; potassium ion transmembrane transport; action potential.